This is a messenger RNA of Linderina pennispora, 2006 nucleotides long. Its product is annotated as protein phosphatase 2 regulatory subunit B, gamma isoform, isoform CRA_f. Gene Ontology annotation, molecular function: protein phosphatase regulator activity. Gene Ontology annotation, cellular component: protein phosphatase type 2A complex. Gene Ontology annotation, biological process: signal transduction. The record is from RefSeq and is a predicted model, not a curated record. The coding region runs from base 290 to 1819 and encodes 509 amino acids. The transcript is spliced from 3 exons. NCBI's taxonomy places the organism in Eukaryota, Fungi, Kickxellomycota, Kickxellomycetes, Kickxellales, Kickxellaceae.
AACGGGCUGGCGAAUAGCGGGUUUCUCUUCUCUUUCCGGUGUUUUUCUCUUCUUUUGCUCCCCUCUAAUACUACUGUUUUUUCACUUCUAUUUGGCUCGAUUGGAACGCAUCUGUGCAAAUUGCUGCUCUGGUCUCACAAAAGCUUAUUUCGCUUGACGCAUACAGGCUGGUCGGAAAACGGACAGACAGCUGCCGCCUUCUUCACUUCUCACUUCCUUUCUUCUCACUUCUCAUUGUUGCACCUAAACCCCACUACGCAAAUUAUGCUCGAACAGCAAGGGCCGCAAAAUGGGAGUUGCCGGGCCAGAGGUCAAUCGUGCACGCAAUGCACCGCCGCUGGCUGGUCUUGGAGGGCGGUUCAGCGUCGCCCAGGUUGACGAGGUUCCGUCUCUGCGAGUCGCAAGAAGACCCCAAUCGUCGCGCCACAGCACUGGCGGCAAGCACGAGUUCCGGAUGCUGCCUCAAAUACUAGCCCACGACCUGACAGAAGCAGAGCGCAAGCAGCUGUUCAUCCAAAAGAUAUACCAGUGCGUGACCAUCUUUGACUUCCAGGACCCGGAGGCAGAGCUGGAGGGCAAGGAGGCCAAGCGCAGUACUCUGGAGGAGAUUCACGACUACAUCACCUCGCGCACUGGCGUAAUCACAGCCGAUGUGUACCCGGCUAUUUUUCAGAUGGUGCAGGCAAACAUAUUCCGCGUCAUCCCACCCCAGGUCAAUGCGUUUGGCGACCCGUUCGACCCCGAGGAGGAUGAGCCGCGCGACGAGCCGGCAUGGCCGCAUCUGUCACUAGUGUACCACAUUUUCCUGCGGUUCCUCGAGUCGGGGGAUUUCAACAACGGGCUGGCACGCUCGUUUAUCGACCAGGCAUUCACGACGCAGCUGCUGGACCUGUUUGACUGCGAGGAUGUGCGCGAGCGUGAGCUGCUGAAGACAGUGUUGCACCGGAUAUACGGCAAGAUGCUUGGCAUGCGGUCGUUUAUUCGGCGCUCCAUCAACAACAUCUUUCUGCAGUUCAUAUACGAGACGCAGCGUCACAACGGAAUUGCCGAGCUGCUCGAGAUCCUAGGCAGCAUUAUCAACGGGUUCACGGUUCCGCUAAAGGAGGAGCACAAGAACUUUUUGCAUCGCGUCCUGUUGCCCUUGCACAAGGCGCGGCCAAUGGGUCUCUACCACCCGCAGCUGACCUACUGCACUGUGCAGUUCCUGGAAAAGGACCCGGCGCUGGCGACUACCAUCAUCAAGGCCAUGCUCCGGUACUGGCCCAAGGUCAACAGUCCCAAGGAGGUCAUGUUCCUGAAUGAGCUCGAGGAGAUACUGGACGUCAUUGAGCCGACCCAGUUCACCAAGAUCUGCCAGCCCAUGUUCCAGCAGCUGGUGCGGUGCAUCGUCAGUCCACACUUCCAGAUUGCCGAGCGCACGCUGGGAAUGUGGCGCAAUCAGUACAUUGUCAACCUUAUCACCGACAACAACCACUUGAUUCUGCCUGUCACCCUAGCAGGCAUCUACCAGCACUCGCGGUCGCAUUGGAACCGCACCAUCCACAACCAGGUGUACCAGACACUGCGCUUCUUUGUCAACGUUAACGAGGACGUGUUCGACCAGUGCCUGAGCGAGUUCCGGAAGACGCGCGACCAGGAGAGGAAGCGGCGUCAGCAAAACAGCACACGGUGGUCGUCGCUGGCCAGGGUUGCCAUGACCAAGGCCCAGCAGUGCGAGACACCAACCACCGUCUUGCAGGACACCAGAAAGCCCGCAGCCACAGGACAGCAGUCAGUCGGACAGAUAGUGGACGGUUCUCGAGCCCUGUUCUCACGGUAAAUCCAGAGGUGGGUGCAGACGAGGCCAGGGAUGACAUCGUCAUGGCUGAGGAAGCCUGCAAAGAAGCAGCUACAGAGCAGACAGCAACAGCAAAUGAUGAAGCCAGUCCCAGGCUGCCGGCCGAUGUUACCAGCGAGGCGUCUGACGCUACAAAUGGCUCGGCUGAAGACCCCGCCUCGAAGGACAC